AUGAAUUCAACUCUCGAGCGAAUUGAGGGCGCGCAAGCAUCCCGAAGGCGCAAAAAGACUAAGCGAGAGGUUCAACGCCUCGGGGAUAGUGGCAUAGUACGUGUAAAGGAUGCGAAUCGGUCUAUCGCGGACAGGAAGGCCAAAGAUGAUGAAAAGAAUAAGAAAGCGGCGAAGAAGGCGUAUUUGAAGGCGUACGGUCACCCCCCGCCAGCGCCCUAUAUAGAAAAUAAAACCACAGAUUCAAAUGCAGUAUUGGCAGAGGAGUCGGGCGAUCAACUUUAUUUUAUUGAUUCUACAGGUGUUUAG
Aspergillus tanneri is the source of this 306-nucleotide messenger RNA. RefSeq lists its product as uncharacterized. The transcript has a single exon. The record is from RefSeq and is a predicted model, not a curated record. The coding region runs from base 1 to 306 and encodes 101 amino acids. Lineage: Eukaryota; Fungi; Ascomycota; Eurotiomycetes; Eurotiales; Aspergillaceae.